AUGGGUCUGUAUGGGGAGCGCGCUGGGGCGCUGACGUUGCUCUGCGGUGACGCUGAGUCAGCGGCUAAGGUGAUGUCCCAGGUGAAGAUCAUGAUCCGCACAAUGUACUCCAACCCGCCCCUGUACGGAUCCCGGCUGGUUCAGGAGAUACUCAACACGCCCGACCUGAAGAAACAGUGGUUGCAGGACGUUAAGCUGAUGGCGGACAGAAUUAUCUCAAUGCGCAAGCAACUGCGCGCUGGAAUCGAGGGCGCCGGCAACAAGCGCCCCUGGAACCACAUCACCGACCAGAUUGGAAUGUUCUGCUUCACCGGCCUCAAGCCCGAGCAGGUCGAGCGCCUCACUAAAGAGUUCCACAUAUACCUGACAAAGGAUGGACGCAUCUCUGUCGCUGGCAUCUCCUCGAAGAACGUUAAUUACGUCGCCGAUGCCAUGCACAAGGUGUCAUCC
Messenger RNA from Iphiclides podalirius (scarce swallowtail), 450 nucleotides. Lineage: Eukaryota; Metazoa; Arthropoda; Insecta; Lepidoptera; Papilionidae. The record is from the annotation of a GenBank genome assembly.